UAUUUGUAUCAUCUUUAAUGAUCCAAGAGUAUGAAAAACAAUCUCCUCCUAAAUUUUAAACUCAAGUCCUUCUCUUCCUAUCAUUUUUAUUAUUAUUUAUUAUUUAUAUAAAGUUUUUUAAUGCAAGAUUACCCUUUUUUAGUACUGUUCUCUGAUCCAAGCACAGAAUUGCCACUUCAACUAACAUUCGUACAAUGAUGCAGAUGAAACACACUCAUCGGGGAAUAUAUUUUCUUACUCUUAAGUUAGAAAAAACAAAUAUUCUUACUCUGGGAGCGAAGUAUUGCUGUAAAAUAUUCCUUACAGCCCUUUUGGAUAGCUACAUUUUAAUAUUUUUUAAUUUCUAGAUGAGAUUCAAAUGAUCCACGGAACCACUGACCUACAAUGUAUAUGUAAGACAAAGGAGAUUCUGUUUACUGAAAAUUAAUGCAAUCCAAAAGCAGAUAUUGGGGUGUAUUAGUAAGAUCGUGUGAUGUUUUUUUAACUCUCCUUGCAUUCAUAAAAGGUGUUGCAAUCCAAAAAAUGGACCUCAUGAUCUGCUAAUCUCGUCUUAGAAUUUUUCUUCUUGUUCUGUUUGAUGUUUUACAAUUGCUUAUGUGCUUUUUCCAGUCCUUGCCCUGUAACUAUUUCCAAUAUAAAGUUGCUGUUUAGGAGGUAGCAUCAUAGGUAUCAACAUGAUUUAACAGUGCUUGUGUGCUUUGUGGGUGCCCUUAUCUUGGGAUUAAUUCCAAGACGCAGAUGUUGUUUUAAAAGAUUGCUGCACUUUAUCCAUUUUAAGGAUUAAUAUCCUCAUCCCUGAGUUGUAUAGUUGUCCAAUAAGCACAGUGUAAUUGUGGAAGGAUGGAGAAGGAAUUGGCACAAGAAAAACUGAUGGAAGAAGGCAAGGGACCUAAAGAUGGCAAGCAGAUAACCACACAGAAAGAAGAAGUAGCAGAACAAGAUGGUGGGCAGUCUGUGCAGAAGAAGGCCAAACGAGUGGUUACGUUGGAUGUUUUCAGAGGCCUUACUAUUGUGAUAAUGAUUCUAGUGGACGAUGCAGGAGAUGCAUACGCGCGUAUAACCCAUGCUCCUUGGAAUGGCUGCAAUUUAGCAGACUUUGUCAUGCCCUUUUUCCUCUUCAUUGUAGGAGUUGCUAUAGCCCUUGCUCUCAAGAAAAUACCUGACCCAGGAGCUGCAGUAAAGAAGGUUAUUGUGAGAACUUUGAAACUUCUCUUUUGGGGAAUAGUAUUGCAGGGAGGAUAUUCUCAUGCUCCUGACGAUCUUUCAUAUGGAGUAGAUAUGAAACAAAUUCGUUGGUGUGGUAUUCUUCAGCGCAUAGCAUUGGCUUAUUUGGUGGUGGCUCUCAUCGAAAUAGCAACAACAAAAGCAAGACCUGUAGAUCUACCAACUGGACAUUUUUCUAUAUUCAAAUACUACAGCUGGCAAUGGCUUGCCGGUCUAUGUGUUUUCAUAGUCUAUUUUGCCACACUUUAUGGACUUUAUGUUCCUGAUUGGCACUAUACAUUACAUGAUGAAGAUUCUCCUCACAAUGGGAAGUUGUUUACAGUGAAAUGUGGUGUAAGAGGCCAUUUGGGUCCUGCUUGCAAUGCUGUAGGUUAUGUUGACAGGCAAGUUUGGGGCAUAAAUCAUUUGUAUAGGCGACCAGCCUGGAGAAGAUCUAAGGCUUGUACAGCUAGUUCGCCAGCAUCAGGACCCCUUCGUGAGGAUGCCCCAGAGUGGUGCCUUGCACCUUUCGAACCAGAAGGAAUUUUGAGUUCUAUAUCGGCCAUUUUGAGUGCAGUUAUUGGCAUCCAUUAUGGACAUGUGCUGAUUCAUUUCAAGGAACAUGCUACGAGGCUGAAGCAUUGGCUCUCAAUGGGAUUUGCGCUGUUAAUUUUUGGGAUUAUCCUUCAUUUUACAGAUGCCAUUCCUUUUAAUAAACAAUUAUACAGUUUCAGCUAUGUCUGCCUCACAGCAGGGGUAGGAGGAAUCGUCUUCUCAGCUUUCUAUAUUUUGGUUGAUAUUUGGGGAUUCAGAAUACCGUUUCUAUUUCUGGAAUGGAUGGGGAUGAAUUCCAUGCUCAUUUAUGUUCUUGCAGCAGAAGGCAUAUUCCCGGCCUUUAUAAAUGGAUGGUAUUACGAAGGCACUAAUAAUACUCUUGUGUACUGGAUCAAGAAGCACAUAUUUUUCAAUGUAUGGCAUUCGGAGAGAUUGGGCUUGCUUCUUUAUGUUAUAUUUGCAGAAAUUUUGUUUUGGGGUAUUGUGGCAGGCAUCUGUCACAAACUAGGGAUUUACUGGAAGCUCUGAAUUAUGUUUCUUGUACUCUGUUUUAGGUCUGUAUAAUUUGUAUAUGUCCUUGAGAUUCUACCAUGUUCAUAUUUUCCAAUUUCAUCAUCUUCCGUAAUUCUAUGAAUUUCUCCAUUGUAUUGAAAAUAUUCAUUCUGAAAACUUGAACCCCCCUGGUUCCAACAUUGCCACAUGUGGUAAUGCUAACUUGGUGAAGUUAGCCUUGAAGCUGUUCUCUAUUUUAUGUACCACCUACCUGGUUUGAUCUUCCUCAAAAACUUACAAAAUGAUAAUGGUGCAAUGAAAACCAUUUUUUGGGUGAGGGCAAGAAAAUCAAUUCAUGUCCAA
Messenger RNA from Cryptomeria japonica (Japanese cedar), 2613 nucleotides. RefSeq lists its product as uncharacterized. NCBI's taxonomy places the organism in Eukaryota, Viridiplantae, Streptophyta, Pinopsida, Cupressales, Cupressaceae. The record is from RefSeq and is a predicted model, not a curated record. The transcript has 13 exons. The coding region runs from base 841 to 2286 and encodes 481 amino acids.